Messenger RNA from Camelina sativa (false flax), 965 nucleotides. RefSeq names its product putative phospholipid hydroperoxide glutathione peroxidase. Gene Ontology annotation, molecular function: peroxidase activity. Lineage: Eukaryota; Viridiplantae; Streptophyta; Magnoliopsida; Brassicales; Brassicaceae. Gene Ontology annotation, cellular component: cytosol. Gene Ontology annotation, biological process: response to oxidative stress. The record is from RefSeq and is a predicted model, not a curated record.
UAAUCUUUGUGAAAAAACGAAUCUUCACUUUUUAUUUUAUUUUUUUUUGUUUUUCCGCAAAUGUUUAGAUCCUCCGUUCGUCUUCUCUAUAUAACCAGAAUCAGUUCUCCUCUGCUUCGACGUUCAUCAUCGCGUCUUCCUCUGUUUUCAUCGGCGAAACCUUUUCUCAAUUCUCAUCGGAUCACCCUUACUUCUCUUCCAAUCUUCGCAACGGGAGCUAAACUUUCUAGAUCGGAUCAUUCCAUGGCUGCUUCUUCCGAAUCCAAAUCUAUUUACGAUUUCACCGUCAAGGAUGCUAAGGGAAACGAUGUUGAUCUGAACAUCUACAAAGGGAAGGUUCUCUUGAUUGUGAACGUUGCUUCUCAAUGUGGAUUGACUAAUUCGAACUAUACUGAGCUUGCACAGCUUUAUGAGAAGUACAAAGACCAAGGUUUUGAGAUUCUUGCAUUCCCCUGUAACCAGUUUGGGAAUCAAGAGCCUGGUUCUAAUGAAGAGAUUGUUCAGUUUGCUUGUACCCGUUUCAAGGCUGAGUACCCCAUUUUCGACAAGGUUGAUGUGAACGGUGAGAAAGCUGCACCAAUCUACAAGUUUCUGAAAGCAAGCAAAGGCGGGCUUUUUGGAGACGGCAUCAAGUGGAACUUUGCUAAGUUCUUGGUUGACAAAGAUGGGAAUGUGGUUGACCGUUACGCGCCAACUACUUCUCCUCUCAGCAUUGAGAAGGACCUGAAGAAGCUGUUGGGAGUUAAAGCUUAAGGAAGGAAAAAAGGCUUAUUAUUAGACAAAUAAAAAAGCUCAUUAGUAUUGUUGUAUAACCAAUACUGUGUAGUAAGCUUGAGUUCGCGAGUGUCUCAAAUGGUUAUUUCCUCGGUACAACUAUAGUCCGUUUUUCAGCGGGCAAACCAUGUAAUAAUCGUACACCUAAAUAUUUGAUUUACCUUUUCACCUAUAAAAUCGAAAUAAAAUCA